UACAGCCUUGGAAACUCUGUGGGGUGGCUAUGAGUCAGAAUCAACUCGAUGGCAUUGGGUUGUGGUUUAUAUUAUUCUCUGUACUUUUUAAAAAAAUGUUUUAAAUAUUUAAUCAUUUUUUAAAAACUAAGAACUCGUUAAUGAUAAAAGAUAAGUUUACUGAAUAUUCAGGUAGACACUGACUUUGUCAGCUCACCACGUUUGUCUUUGUUGGAAAAGUAUUUGCCCUCCUUUACAAAGUGCUAGGGACACCGCAUUUGGUAGGAGCGAGGAUGAAAGAUUCAACAGCAGGAAAAAGAGAACAAGGGAAAUAUAUGUAGGUGGCAUUUUACCAUUUUUUAAUAUGCUUUUAUUUUGCUAAUUGCAAAAGAUUUCGAAAACUACAAAAUUCUGUAAAGUUAAAACCGACUACACCUUGUCCUCUCAAGAUUUUUUUAUUCAUUACAUAUGUGUGUGUGUAUAAUCACGUAUAUGAACACGUAUACACUUUUCUAACAAAUAAGAUCAUGUAUACAACUCUGCAGCUUACGUUUUUUUACUGAUCUGUCUGGACAUGCUAGAUCUGUUCAGGUGGUUUGCCUUUUAGUAAAGAAUUUUGUUAUACUUAAAAAUUAUUUUGUUGGACUCUGGCAUAGUUUAUUGGUCCCAAAUCAGUGUGUUUUAAGUUGUGUGUCUAUUCAAAUGUGUAUGAAUGCUGUAACUUAUAAAAUACAAUUUUAUUUUCAAAUAGUACUGAAUUCCUAGUAGCUUUUUAUUUUAUUUUAUUUUAUUAUUAUUUUCUAGUACCCUAUGGGGUAGACAUUUCUGCUUAGUCAUGUAGGGUCGCUCUGAGUCGGACCCUCCACUGGAGCGUAACGAAGGUACGGUAGGUAGGGCUCAGCCCUGGGCGUCCCGUGAGGAGGGGCGCUAAUGAUGCUGUUGGCCGUGCAGUUUCCAUCGCCAGCUGUGAGAGAUCGUUCAGCAAUUUGAUACUAACUGCCAUGGCCGCCAUUUUCCAUAGAUAGGACCCUGCCCUCGCCCAUCCUCCAAACAAGCUAAACAAACAAACAAAAAAAAACAUCGCUCUCUGUCAGUUCUGACUCAUAGCGACCCUAUAGGACAGAGUAUAGCUGCCCCAUAAGGUUUCCAAGGAGAGGCUGGUGGAUUUGAACUGCCAACCUUUUUGGUUAGCAGCUGAGCUCUUAACCACUACUCCACUAAGGUUUCCACCAAACAAGCUAAGAGCUCCUGAAUUUAAGUAGAAAUUCAAGAGCUAGGAAGGCAGGCAUGGCUUCACGAUGGUAGUGCAGGUCUCACUUUCAACCUGCCCAGAUGUAGAAAUCCUACCCCUAAGCCACCUGGCCACCCUGAGAGCAGAGUAUGUGAUCUUCGUACUCAUAUGAGGCUGUUGAUUCAUUGUUUUCCUGCGUCAUCUGAGGGCGAGCUCUGUGGGCAGACUCAGAGUCUCUGCAGAAGUCUAGUUCCUGUUGGAAAGAUGAGAUUCUUAAACAGUAAAAACCUCCUGAGAGUCAGCCUGAUGCUGGCAGGGGCCCUCAGGGGCCAGGAAGCCUGGGAGGUAUGGAGGUGCGCCAGGUAUGAAAAGAACAGGUUUCCUGCUCUCCUCCCUCCAGAGUAAGCGCGUCUGUGCAUGUCAGGGAGGCAGAGGCCAGGUGGCUCCCCUGAAGGGGUCACUUGUCCCCAGCACUUAGGGAAGGAGCCCUGGUGGUGCAGUGGUUAAAUGCUAGCUGCUAACCAAAGGUUGGCAGUUUGACUCCACCAGCCACUCCUUGGGAACCCUGUGGGGCAGUUCUGCUGUGUCCUGUAGGGUCACUGUGAGUUACAGUCGACUGGAUGGCAAUGGGUUUUUAUCAAGGGAAGGAGCCCUGGUGCCAUAGUGGUUAAGUGCUCGGCUGCUAACCAAAAAGUCAGUGGUUUGAACCCACCAGCUGCUCCUUGGGAGAAAGAUGUGUCUUCUUCCGUAAAGACUUACAGCCUUGGAAACCCAUGGGACAGUUCUACUCUGUCCUGUAGUGUCGCUAUGAACCGGAAUUGACUUGAUGGCAAUGGGCUUUGGUUUGGCGUCUUAGGGGAGGGUCUUAGGGGAGGGUAGAUUGCAAGCCCCAGGCCACUCAGAACCCGAGCCUCCUCCUGGACCUGAGUCUGAGAAAUAGCAUACAGGAACCUGUACCCCUGUUCAGAUUGCGUACAGCCUGCGUGGUUCUUGUCUCGCUCUUUACUCCCUCCCCAACCCACACUGGCCCCUCUGCCCCUCUGUUAGAAAAGACCUGCAGCUUCAGUUCUUGGUGGGGCGCUCUGCCGUGACCGACAGGGGUGGACCCUGCCGAGUGUCCCCGUCUCAGAGGACAGGUGGACUCGGCUGCAGGUCUCUGCAUCCUCUGGGACAGGCUGUGACUCAGUUGUCUCUAGGGAAGGGUAGUGGUCUGAGUCCCCAGGACACGAGAGUCUACCGUUUCUUCCUUCUCUUGGAAUAGACCAGGCCAGGCCUGUGGCCUUCACUUCUGGCCCCCCCAAUUACCCUGAGAGGCACCAAGCGUACUUACUGAGGGGCCUAGCCGGCUUAGGUCUAUUGAGGGUCUGCUGCAGGCCAGGUUGGUACUAGUCCUUUAAGUGCAUUAUCUCCUUUAAUGCCCUCGACCACCCGCAUGACAAAGCAAGACCUUGGGUUAGAGAUAGGAAGUCAGGGCUUAGAGACAGGAAGUGACUUGCUGAGUCACAGAGCUGAUGAGUGGUGGGGCAGGCGUGUGAACUGAGCCUAGUGCUCUUCACUUCAUGCUGGGCGGCCCCUGUGAAGGAUGGCAGAGGAGAAGGGAACUCAGCAUGCUGAUGCAGGAUAGCUGGUUUUGGGCAGUUGGAGGAUGGAUUUGGCGUGCCCAUUCUGGGUAGGGAGCCCUGAUGGUGUAGUGGUUCAGAGCUCAGCUGCUAACCAAAAGGUUGGCAGUUCGAAUCCACUAGCCACUCCUUGGAAACCCUAUGGGGCGGUUCUGCUCUGUCCUUUAGGGUGCUAUGAAUCAGAAUCAACUCGACAGCAACGGGUUUUUUGGUCUUCUGGGUGGGGUUGUUAGAUGAAAUAUAGGAUACCCAGUUCAAUUUGAAUUUCAGAUAAACGACCAAUAGUUUUUUUAGUAUAAGUAUGUCCCAUGCAAUAUCUGGAACAUAACCCAGAAACUCAGUGCCGUCGAGUCGAUUCCGACUCAUAGCGACCCUAUAGGACAGAGUAGAACUGCCCCAUAAAAAAAAAAAAAAAAAAAAAUUUUUUUUUCCCCAUACUUACACUAAAAUAUUAUUUGUUGUUUAUGUGAAAUGCAGACUGAACUGGGCAUUCUAUAUUUUCAUUCGUUAAAGCUGGCAGCCCUAGCUGGGAGCCCCAGGGGUGACAGGCCGGCUCCAGAUCCACCUUGUAAAGGCACGCCUCAGGCUGGCAGGUCCCCACUGCCGUCUGGCGUCAAGUGUGGGCUGGAUAAGCACUUAGUGGGGAUGUUGUAGAAGGAAUUCAGGCUUAAGGUGUCUGGUUCCAGUGAGACCCUAGGAGAUAAGCAUUGCGGAGACAGCAGGAGAUUGCUGAUGUGGGCCCUCUCCAAGCUCUGUAUUAUCCAGAGUUCAAAAGCUCCCUCUGAAAUCACUCCCCAUCAGUGCCCUGCUGGGAAGGCCAUGUCCCCCCCCCUCCCCCAGCUGCCCAGGAGUGAUGGAUGGCCUCCAUCAGCUGGUGGAACCUGCUGCCCAGGAGUGAUGGAUGGCCUCCAUCAGCUGGUGGAAACCAACCCCACCGGCGUGGUCUCUUCAAGUGGCCUGGUUCGGCUUGAAGCAGCACUGUGUUAAAGGAAGAGUCCCUGAAUGGCUGACGUCUGGCAACAUGCACCACCAGUGGCUUCUGUUGGCCGCGUGUUUUUGGGUGAUUUUCAUGUUCAUGGUGGCCAGCAAGUUUAUCACGUUGACCUUUAAAGACCCUGAAGUGUACGGUGCCAAACAGGAGUUUCUCUUCCUGACAACCGUGCCGGACGUGGGCAAGUUGCCAGAGGAGGAGCACUUUCCUGAGGAACUGAAGCCAACUGGAAAAAUGCUUCCGGAGAGCCGGCUCGUUCAGCCCCUGGUCCACACGGAGCGCCUGGAACUCAUCCGAAACGUCUGCAGAGACGAAGCCCUGAAGAAUCUCUCGCACACUGCUGUCUCCAAGUUUGUCCUGGACCGAAUAUUUGUCUGUGACAAGCACAAGAUUCUCUUCUGCCAGACUCCCAAAGUGGGCAACACCCAGUGGAAGAAAGUGCUCAUCGUCCUGAACGUGCUGUACUUUACAAGCUGGUGGUGGUACCGCAAAUCACGGGUUCGAGCCGCCUGCCGCAAAGCCACUACUGAGACAGGAGGAGGAGCUUUUCCUUCCAUUGAAGACAUCCCUGAAAAUGUGGUCCAUGACCACGAGAAGAACGGCCUUCCCCGUCUGUCUUCCUUCAGCGACACAGAGAUUCAGAAACGAUUGAAAACAUACUUCAAGUUUUUUAUUGUCCGAGACCCAUUUGAAAGACUUAUUUCUGCAUUUAAGGAUAAGUUCGUUCACAACCCUCGCUUUGAGCCUUGGUACAGGCAUGAGAUCGCCCCUGGCAUCAUCAGGAAAUACCGGCGGAAUCGAACGGAGACCCGGGGGAUCCAGUUUGAAGAUUUUGUGCGUUACCUGGGUGAUCCGAACCACAGAUGGUUGGAUCUUCAGUUCGGUGACCACAUCAUCCACUGGGUGACCUUCGUACAACUCUGCGCCCCCUGUGAGAUCACAUACAGCGUGAUCGGACACCACGAGACCCUGGAGGACGAUGCUCCGUACAUCUUAAAAGAAGCCGGGAUCGACCAUCUUGUGUCCUACCCGACCAUCCCUCCAGGCAUCACCGUGUACAAUAGAACCAAGGUGGAGCACUACUUCCUGGGGAUAAGCAAGCGAGACAUCCGGCGCCUGUAUGCACGUUUUGAGGGGGACUUUAAGCUCUUUGGGUACCAGAAACCGGAUUUCUUGCUAAACUGACACCUGGGACCUGUGCGUUCUAGUAUUUUUGUUGGACCAGGGGCUGACCAGGUGGAGAUCUGAGUUAGGACAGCCAGUCUCCCACACACCUGUUAGCACCUUGGCUUGUGAAGUGGGGCCCGACUGUUAUCACUUAGUCUGGGCAUAAGGUGAAUUGAACGGCCCCCAUUCCACCCCGACUGGUGUCAUUAGGAUGCCACUAUGUUUGCCCUCCUCAGAGGAAGAAAAAGACUAAAAAUGUGCAGCCUGACAGACCGGGAAGAAAAAUGGCACCAUGUCGGGAGUCGUUCACUCCGAGAGGUGGGCUCAGCCUGUGGCAAUCCAUGAUGGUCAGGAGGUGGCCUUGCCUGUCACAGGUGGACCUCAGCCGUGGCGCCCAGCACGUCCAGGUGGAAUAGGAGAAGCCAGUGGACGGCAGAAGUCGCAGGAGCUAACACCAGAUCAAACUCUAGUCAUAAGACGGCGCCUCUGCGUUCGUUUCAGCGCUGCUAGGAUCACGGAGGCCAAGCAGACGUUCCAUGUGGAUUAGUGUUUUCUUCUGAAUUUCAGUAAUGACCAAAGGGCAGUUGCAGGCAGAGCAUCUUCUCAGAAUACAUCCCUGUAUAACGCUAGUUCAUGCUUCCGAACCUCUGCCUGCCAAGCCGUUAUCUGGUUCCAGCCAAGAGAUCACAGUUUUGGAAAGUGAGGGGGUAUAUGUUUCCACCCAAGAAAGGGAACGUCUUCGGGGGCCUUAAAGGGAACAGGGCACGAUACACGAAGGCCUGGCGGGUUCCGGAGCUGAGGAUGUUUGCCGUGGAUUUGGGCACAUUGUCCUGACAGUUGUGCGGCCUCUUGGUCUCCCCUCUCUGGACGGGGCACGGGGGAGGUCUCCACCACCCCCUUCCAGGCACCCGCCCCAGGACCGAAGGCAAGCAUGGGCAGUAUGCCAGCACUGCAGAAUUGGGUACGGUUCACACACUUCAGUUUCCGUUCAUCUCAGCCUAUAGUCACCCCCAGCCAUUUCUCAUCAUGCCAUCAAGUUGGGUGAUUGAGUUCACCAGCAAUAAAAUCCUGGGCCGACGCAGCCACCAGGCCCCAGCGAGGAGCCAGCCACAGGUACCAUCUGACAGCGAGGGCCCCUGAGGGAGGGGGCAGUUGCCCUGUGGGGAGCCCUGAGAUCUCAGCCUUGAACAGGUGGUCCCAGGGCUGAGGGGCGGGAGCUGAGCGUUCCUUCUGGGCAGCCUCUCGACCUUUCAUUUUUCUCAGAGUAGCAGUGGAAAGAAAGCUUUCUGAGUUUGUAAAUGUGAAAACAAAAAUACGUGCCAAACCUGACUGUGCUGCAGCUCAGAGAAAGGUGCUCACGGCUCCGCAGGACCCCGAAAGCCUCAAGACGGGACAGGUGCGAGGAGGCCUGCUGGUCGCUGGGCAGCGGUGAGGAGGUGAGGCCCGGGUGACAGCAUCAGUGAAGCAGCAGUUACUGUCACGGCCACUUGUCCCCGACUGACACCUGAACCCAACUGACACCUGAAGGAUGUAACACUUGAGUUGUUUUUAUAUGAAGUUUUAGUGGAGUCUCAUUAAAUCAUUUCAGACCUAAUGAGCAGAUUGAUUUCCUAUUUGACAUGUAACAGUGUGGCUAAUGUAUGUGAAUUUAAGGCCUUAAAGUUAGUCCUAAUUAAAAGAAAAAAAAAAAACCAUUUCCUCUGGAAGGCAAAACUGUGGUCACCUGUUUUU
Loxodonta africana (African savanna elephant) is the source of this 6718-nucleotide messenger RNA. RefSeq names its product carbohydrate sulfotransferase 10 (gene CHST10). The coding region runs from base 3731 to 5005 and encodes 424 amino acids. The transcript has 7 exons. Gene Ontology annotation, cellular component: membrane. Gene Ontology annotation, molecular function: sulfotransferase activity. The record is from RefSeq and is a predicted model, not a curated record. NCBI's taxonomy places the organism in Eukaryota, Metazoa, Chordata, Mammalia, Proboscidea, Elephantidae. Gene Ontology annotation, biological process: carbohydrate biosynthetic process; proteoglycan biosynthetic process.